Molecule: messenger RNA, 1851 nt
Organism: Mytilus trossulus (common blue mussel)
Lineage: Eukaryota; Metazoa; Mollusca; Bivalvia; Mytilida; Mytilidae
Exons: 3
Coding region: 130-1482 (450 amino acids)
Source: RefSeq, a predicted model, not a curated record
UUGCCCCGAUGCAUAAGUGUCUACUAUCGCCAAAUAUAUUAUAUAUAUUGUAAUAUUACAGUGUGAAAAUACAUUGACAUCCAUUUUCUUUGUAUAAUAAGAAAGAUAUUACCUCGCUAAAUCUUUAAUAUGGCUGCGCGGCAGCUUCUAUCCACUAUUCAGAAAACAAAAGUAUUUUGUUAUGGCUUAAAUGAAAUUUCUAAGCUCCGUUCGAUGAAGCAUCAUGAUCAUGUUUCUUCAAGAUAUUUUUCAUCCAAACGUAGAUCACAGACGGAAAUUUUGAAGUCGGCUUUGAACAAUUAUGACGAUUUACAACUGGCACCUCUUCAAAUCAAAAACUGUAACAUUGGGGUAAGCUUUUCAGAGGCUCGCCUCGAACAUGAAUUGUAUAGCUGUACAGGAAAUGAUAUUGUUUUAUGUGAGAGUUUUUCUAAUGUAUUUAAAGAAGGCUUCAAUGCAUUACAUCAAUCCAUUGAUAAGGUUGGUGUUGGAUUCUUCGAUUCACCCACUGUAGACAAUAUUGGGACUGAAGACUACAUGUACUACCAAGCACUCUCAGCACUCCGACAGUUUUUGAGUGAGAUUGAUUAUCACGAAAAGUGUUUGAAGCAAAAGGAGCCAUUUGGAGAUGCAUUUGACAAACAAAAUGAAGCUUAUGUGGCAACCCUCCUGACAAACCACUUGCUGUCUCGACUAGUGUAUGGUAACAGAUACCUUAUAAGCAAUAAAUUCUCAGUACAACCUCCAAAAUGUCCGUGUUUAAAGCCGUUGGAAUGUUCUUCCCUAAUAAACUGUGGACAAACAGGCUUAGGCUGUGAAGACAUUUGGUAUGGACAUCCUGACAUAGUUUUGGUACCACCAAAUUUUUCAAAUAUACCACUCUGGUUUUUUGAAGAUGAUAUUGAAGCUCAGAUGCAAGAUGAUGAUGAUUUGUCAACAAAAGACCUAUUGCAGGAGAAUGACGGAUCAAUAGAUAUUAGUGAAUUAAAACUCAAGAUGGUACUUGAAAAAUGUGCUGAGCAAAUAUUAAGCCAAGCUAUUACAUUUUCAUUUUAUGAAGCAAACAGAGAUUCACCAGGAGGGAGAGAACGCCAUACAUUAAUUCCCUCACUAGUGUUAACACCUCAUCAUUACCUUGUGGUUAUGUAUGAUUAUGAAAAUGAUAUUUUAUUAAGCAGUGAUCAUCAGAUAUCUCCUUUAUGGGAUGAAACUGGUCUAAAAUUCAACUUAUCAGCUAUUUUACAAAUUUGGAUGGUUCUGAAUCAUAGCUAUUUAAAGCCAAAACUCAGUUCUGUUUUUCAAAAAGAUUUUGCCUUUACUUGUGAGAUUCACAGAAUUUUUAAGGAGUUACAAGUGUUUGAUAAAACAAAGCAAAUUACUUACAGGCCAUCGUUUAGACAAGAAAAUAAACAUGUUAAAGAUAAAAAGCCGUUUAUGCUUUACUCUGACUAUAAAAAAAGUUUCAACAGAUGUCAUGCUUGAAAGUAGUGAGGCGAAAUUUGAGAUUAUUACAGAUGUAGAAUUUUCUUGUUUAUGUACAUAACAUUGCAGUUGUUGAAAAAAAGUGUUAAAAAGACUAAAAAAUGUACAUAACCAGGAGAACAUGUUUUUUUUUACACAGUAGUAAAAAAAUAGAAUAUGUAACAAAUUUUGUCCAUCUUUUAAAAAGCUAUUUCUACAUGUUCUUUCAUUUUUAUACAUUAUCAGUUGUCAACCAUAUUAAAAUUUAAUUUAUAUUUAAUUUAAGAGAAUGUUUGAAAUAUUGUUUUGAUAUCUAAUUAAUGUUAUGACACAAUUUCAUUAUUUUUUUAAUGACAAUGCCGAUCUAUUCAAAAUAAAUAUUGCAUUGAC